AUGGCGUGUUUAAGUUCGAGUAGGCUCUGUGCUCGUGUUCAAGAUAAGUUAUUGUGUCAAUUCGGACAUAAAGUUCGAAAGCAAACUGUAUUUGUGAAACUCAAACCUCCCGGACCAUCUCCAUUGCGAAUAUUUGGAAAGACAUGUCAGAGAGUGACUACAUGUGGGCCAUCAUGCGGAACAGGUGGAAUCGGUCCUGCUGCUACCAGCGGACUGCUCCGUCGCCUAGCCUCCAGUCUCCAAAGCACAAGUACUGGCUCACUGCCAGACUAUGGCACACAAAUAGUCGAUCCUUACCGCUUACUUGAAGACGAUCUGAACGGGAUAUAUGAAGAUAUUAGAUCGGAGCUGGAGCGAAACACAAAUCAACCAGAACUGAACACCAUAGCCACAUAUUACUUUGACGGACAGGGGAAGGCGCUCAGGCCGAUGGUAGCCAUACUUAUGGCGCGAGCCGUCAACUAUCACGUUUAUGGAGAAAACAGUGCAUUGCUGCCAUCUCAGCGACAAGUGGCGAUGAUCAGCGAGAUGAUACACUCGGCAUCACUGAUACAUGAUGACGUCAUCGACCAAAGUGAUUUUCGUCGCGGCAAACCGUCCGUCAACGUGCUCUGGAACCACAAGAAGGUGGCGAUGGCCGGCGACUUCAUCCUCGCCGUGGCGUCGAUGAUGAUAGCUCGCUUGCGCAGCGAUGAAGUCACACUCGUGCUCAGUCAGGUGGUGACAGACCUUGUACAAGGAGAGUUUAUGCAGCUCGGCAGCAAGGAAACAGAGAACGAGCGUUUUGCACAUUACCUCACAAAAACAUACAGGAAGACAGCUUCACUCAUUGCCAAUUCUGUCAAAGCGGUGGCCCUAUUAAGCGGGGCAGACGAAAGCACAAGUGAAUUGUGUUUCCAAUAUGGACGCAACCUAGGUCUAUCGUUCCAGCUGGUGGAUGACCUGCUAGACUUUGUAUCUUCGGCGCAAGCAAUGGGCAAGCCCACGGCCGCCGACCUUAAGCUUGGACUCGCGACGGCUCCUGUACUCUUUGCUUGCGAAAAGUACCCAGAGCUGAACCCGAUGAUAAUGAGGCGGUUCCAAGAGGCCGGUGACGUGGAGAAGGCGUACGAGCUGGUGCACAAGUCGCGCGGCCUGGAGCAGACGCGCUUCUUGGCGCGCAAGCACGGCGCCGAGGCCGCGCGCCUCGCCGCUGAGCUCGCCGACUCGCCCUACCAGAAGGGGCUCGUCGUCACCACCGACCUUGUGCUCAACAGGAUCAAAUAG
Molecule: messenger RNA, 1266 nt
Organism: Arctia plantaginis
Lineage: Eukaryota; Metazoa; Arthropoda; Insecta; Lepidoptera; Erebidae
Source: the annotation of a GenBank genome assembly